CAACACUUAAUGACCACAGCGCUGAUAUAAUGAUAUAACUAUGCCAUUUGUUUAUUUUGAAGUCUUUCACUUUGUGGUGUAAGAAUGAGAACAAUCAGACAACGCGUUUUAAAGGUACAGUUAGCAUUGCACAGACUCCAAAGCUGGCAAGAGCAAGAACUUGUAUAGAAAAACAUUAUAUCAGAUGUGUGCGGCUGUCUCCUGUGAUCCUCAGACAGUAAGGUUCAUCAGAAAUUACGGUCAGGCACAGCCUGUAAGUCAGUCGAAUGCCAAUCCUUCCUGUUGUCAAAAUCUGCAGGGUCAUCUCUUUGAAUGCAUUAUACCAAUGCCCCUGGGGGUAACUGCCUCUGAAUAUUUAUUCUUCUUAUACUUUUUGAUGAGUCAAACUGUUGGUGUCUUUCUUGUUCCUCUAGAAGUGUACAACCACAUCAAAAGACACAAUCACACACUCAUAUACACACACUCAGGGUCUAGUGCCCAAGAUGGGCACAAACAUCAUGUCCAGCCAAAUAUAGAAAGCAUUCUCACUCCCACACUAAUGUAAUAUGAUCUGCACCCCACUCAUUCCAGCACCUUAACUUUCUGGCACAAGAGAGAUACAUCAUACUGUAAAGGACAAUUUAAGCAAAUGUAAAGUUACAUUCUGGACUUCUGUAGAUUUUAUACAGUGUGCCUAAAAUUGGGAUUAGAGAGUACAUAUCGUGUUUGUUGGUAGGCUGCAUUUAAAAAGAAAGAUGAUAGUAUUUUAAAGAAAUAUGCUUGCCCGGGCGUUUACAUUACAGAUAAUGAGAAGUAUUAUUUAGUGAAUGUAACAUUUAUGCUCUGUAAAGAAAACCAGUGGUGUCUGCAGCAUUCAGAGCCAUGUAGGAAUAGCAUGAGGUAUUUAAAGCCCACAGAUCACAUGGUCAGAAUGAGAGAUGUGUGAACAGAAGCCCCCUCAGAGUUGCCUUUGGUUGGAUUUGUUGCCUUUAACUAACUAUUAGCUUCAAGGAAAGGAGAAAAAAGGUGGUCAACAGGGCCCACAGCCCCAGCUGAUGGAGGACAGAUAUGAUCUGAAAGGCACAGCACCAUUUUGACUGACUCGGUGACAAAAAGCUGAGGGCUGCAGCUGUUACCUUCUCUCUGAGCUGAGAGAAGCCGUGUGGCCAAAAGGAGCUCCUGAAGGUUGACGGGCUCAAGCUGCCGUCGUGCAUUGCUUUGUGUUGGAGUUUUAAUUUGGAUCAAUGUGGGCUCUGGUGACUGAGCUGUUCUUCAGCUUCGUGCUGCUGGCUUUCCUGGUAAUCAGCUGUCAGAACGUCCUCCACAUUGCCAGCGGCACUGUGCGGUCCGUGCUCACCUACAUUCAUGCUCAGCUGGACCACGAGCUCGGUGAGAUAGAAGGAAUAGCUGAUGAAGAGGAGAACGUAACCACCAGGGUGGUGCGCCGCAGAGUCAUUCUCAAGGGUGACGAGGCUGAAGAUCUUCCUGGGGAGCAAGUGAGCGAGGAGCAAUUCACAGAUGAACAUGGAAACAUUGUCACGAAAAAGAUUGUGCGGAAGGUUGUGCGCAGAGGGCAAGGUUCAAGUGAGGAAGGGGUUCAGGAGCUGAGCGUGGAGGGUUCUCUGCAGGAUGCCAAUGAGCUGGAGGGGGAUACUGAGCAGUACAUGAGCUACGCCAUCCUGGGUCGGGACGGCAGCAAGGUGGGCUUCUGACCGGCCGGCUGCUGUGUGUCUCACCUCAGGCUCCCGUUAUUAGCUGCAGGUCAUGCAGUGAGGCUUCAGAGCUGAUAUCAGAUGAAACGGCUGAACACCAUUUGACAAGACCACACUUUACUUGAUUAAAAAAAGCAGUAAGGCCAUGAUGUGUUAAGCUAAGAGUGUGCAGUAAUCGUUGACAUAGAUUUCCAGACAUCCAUAACAGUAUUUAGAUACUUUCACCUCCGUAACCACAUUUAGUUUAGGAUGACUUUUAACGUAUUGUGUCAGAAUUAAAUCAAUUGAGAGGAUAGAGACGUGUGUGUGUGUUUGGUUAAAUGCAUGAUUUUUGCACUUUUCCUGUAAUGUAAAUCUCCACACAAAUGUUCCUGUCUCAUAUUCAUCUUGUGUAUGUAAGAAGAAGAAGAGAGUUAACAUCAGAUGCUCUUCUUGCUUUGGGGCUCUCAGCCCAUUAGCUGACUCAGGGUUUCAUUAUCCCUGUCAUCACUAAGUCAUCCGAAGUCACUGCUGUUUGCUUCUGGUGCAAUAAUGACUGAAUGUAAUGACUGCAGUCUCUUCUAGGUGUCAUGAUUUCAGUUCCCUCUUCCUUCACUGGUUACAUCAAUGAGUGACUGUCCUGUCUUCUUUCCUUCAUUAAAGCCUCUAGUCAACUGUGACUGUGUGCCUUAUCACUCAAACCAAUAUUUAGCUAAUAUUUCAGACACUUGGGUCCACAAGAAUAUAUAGCUCAGGUGGUGUGUAUUGUCUUUAUUUGAUUGUGUAAUGUCCAUAUGGAGCUUUUUCGAGUCAUUCAAAUAUCAAUUUUUUUUACAUCACUCUGCAUCACAAAUACAGUGUCUUACUUGUCUCUCCAAGUGUCAGCCACCACUUUUGUCCUUGCUUGAUUGUUUUGAUCUCAUUUCUUUCUUUUUCCCCCUCUCUUUCCUCUGUCGCUCAUUCUUCUCUCACAUUUCUAUUAAAUCUCCUGUGUUGUUUUCCCUGUUUGUUCUCUCUUUUCUUGUGCCUCUAUGGUCUCUCCCCGCUGAUGUAUUUCUGUUUGUUCUCAUCUCUCUGCCUCUAUACCCUUGUCCUUUAUUUUACUCUCCCUUACUAAUAUUUCCUCAACUUCGUGUUCCUGUCAUCGCCACGUCUUCUGAACCCACGCACCUCCUCUGCCAUCGACUCCCUUACCCCUCCCCACGGUGUAGCCCGAUUCUGUGGAUGUGAAG
Menidia menidia (Atlantic silverside) is the source of this 2902-nucleotide messenger RNA. Lineage: Eukaryota; Metazoa; Chordata; Actinopteri; Atheriniformes; Atherinopsidae. The record is from the annotation of a GenBank genome assembly.